Messenger RNA from Homalodisca vitripennis (glassy-winged sharpshooter), 5327 nucleotides. RefSeq names its product neurofibromin-like. The record is from RefSeq and is a predicted model, not a curated record. Gene Ontology annotation, biological process: regulation of GTPase activity. Lineage: Eukaryota; Metazoa; Arthropoda; Insecta; Hemiptera; Cicadellidae.
AAUCAAACAUUUAUAUUAUUUGGUGCAUGUAAGAAAAAGGUUUGAGAAUGUGCUUCGUUAGCGUUGAGUUAUCAGUUAGUUUGCUGAGAUUACUUGGUUGGAUUAUAAUCCAUUAGUAGUGUUCUUAAUAAUGAUUUAAAUUUCUUUUAGUAAAACAUUGAAUAUGGAAAUUAUAAAACAUAUAUGAUGAGAGUACAUAUUAAAACAGCUUAUAUUGUCAAAUAUCAGAAGUAUUUUCCAUUCAUGUUCAAGUCGAUUAUCUUUUGUUCCAGACUUUUUAUAUAAUCUACAAAUUGUUGGCGUUUUCAAUCAACGUAGCGUACGUUUGCUGGUAGUUACCACGGAAUUUCAUCUCAGGGCCUCUUGUUACAAGUAGGCUACUCACGACUCACAGUGUAGCAACUAGAUUGAAUGGGAGCUGUAUUUUGAUUUACUCCGUUCCAUGUCUCGGGAGGCCGGAUAGCUGACAGGACAAGGACCGGGACAGCCGGACCGAGCCGGACGGCGCGCUGGUCUGCACUCUCAGCUACUGCUAGAAUGUCUGUGCAGGCAGUCUGCAUGAUGGCGGAGUGGUAGUGUUUGCGCUAGUGUGACAUUUAACAAUCGUAAAACAUUAAUAUUGUCAGAUUAAAAUGGCAACUCAAAAACCAGUGGAAUGGGUUACAUCCCUUAUCACUCGUUUUGAAGAACAAUUACCUUGCCGCACUGGACCACAAACAACACAUUCAAGAGUGAACGAAGAGCAGAUUAAAACAUGCUUAAUACAAAUCAGUCGUUAUCGCUUUUCUUUAGUUAUAUCUGGCCUUACAAAGAUAUUGCAAAGAGUAAAUGAAAUGUUUCUCACAUUAACAAACGGGCCACGACCUCAUGGCCAAGACUUUGAGAGAGGUUGCUACGAGUCCUUGUUGAUUGUACUGGAUACUCUAGAGAGCUGCCUCUCUAACCAGCCGAAAGACAUCACUCGAUUUGAUGAAGCCAUGAACGUGAAGCUUUUGCUAAGAGAAAUAUGCCAGUUUUUGGAUGUGCCGCAUGACAAUCCAAACGUUCUGCAAUUGAAGAAUCUCGCCUCGAAGGUUUUGUUUGCCCUGAGCUUGAAUUUCUUCAACGCAGUAUUCAGCAGAAUAUCUGCAAGGCUUCAGGAGUUGAGUGCUUGUAAUGAAGAAAACCCGGAUUACAGUGACAUCGAGCUCAUCCAACACAUUAAUGUGGACGUUUUUCGACUCACAAAGCUUCUAAGUGAAGCAAUCAAGAAGCUGCUGCUGCUGAAAAAGUCUGCCCACGUGGUCCUGAUGGCAUCACUGGAGAAAGCGAUUUGGAACUGGAUGGACACUUACCCUCAGGAGUUUGCUGAUGUACAGAAAAAUCCAAAUGAAGAAUUAGCCAAGUGCUGUGAUAGUUUGUUUGACAUAUUGGAUAGUUUCGCUGAAUCAAACAAGAAAGGCAGACCAACUGUAUGGCCUCUACAGAUCAUGCUUCUCAUUCUUUCUCCGAAAGUGCUGGAGGAGAUAGUGAACGCAGACUCGGGGGCACCCUGCUCUCCUCGCCACUCCAAGAAGAAACAGUUUAUAGACUCUGUGAAGCGGGCAGUGGGCCCUCACAGUACUAGCAAACAGCAGACAGAGGCGGCAGCGGUCACCUGCGUCAAGCUCUGCAAGGCCUCAACCUACAUUAACAUCCAGGACUCCAGCAACGUGGCCUUCGUGCUGGUGCAGAGUGUCAUCAAUGACUUGAAGGCUUUACUAUUUAAUCCAAGCAAACCUUUCUCCCGAGGCCAGAACUACAUAUUUCACGACAUGGACCUCAUGAUCGAUUGUUUUGUGUCUUGUUUCCGCAUCAAACCUCAUAAUAAUGAGGCUCUAAAAGUCUGCCUAAAUCCGAAUUUUCCCUCCACAUUUCACUAUGUUUUAGUCAGCUCUUUAUACAAGAUCAUAACUCAGCCGAGGCUGCAGUGGUGGCCCCAAAUCGACCUUGUGUACAGCAAGUCUUCGGAACUAAGGGCAAUGUUCAGUGACACCCACAACAAGGUCACCCAGGGCUACAUCAUUACCAAUACACCCCAGAGAAUUAUUCAGUCUCUGACGCUGAAAAGUAAAGACUCAAAGUCCAGAUUCCAAGACCGAGGAGAGGAGACUCCAGGCUACAAAACUCUGUUGUUGUGUUUGGUCAGGCUUAUACAUGCAGACCCAAUGCUCAUGUUGAAUAACCAAGGCAAGGCUGGGCAUGAGAUUCAAAGUUCCACACUGGAGUUGAUCAAUGGCCUGGUGAGUCUGGUACACCAGCCCACAAUGCCUGACGUAGCACAAGAGGCCAUGGAGGCUCUUCUGGUGCUGCACCAGCCAGAGAAAAUUGAAGUAUGGAAUCCAGAGGCACCAAUAAACACUUUCUGGGAUGUCAGUUCACAAGUUCUCUUCUCCAUAUCUCAGAAGCUAAUCCAACAUCAGAUUUUAAACUACACAGACAUCUUGAAAUGGCUGAGAGAGAUUUUAGUUUGCCGCAAUGAAUUCCUGUCACGCCACAAGGAAUAUGCCAAUGUUGGGAGUCAUAUUCCUAUUUGCAAGCAAGCUAACAUCAAAUUAGAGGUGGUUUUCUUCAUGUACUUAUGGAGUAUCGACAUUGAAGCUGUACUGGUAGCCAUGUCCUGCUUCAGUCUGCUCUGCGAGGAGUCGGAUAUCCGUUGUGGUCCCGAGGAGAUGACCGUCACACAUCUAUUGCCGAACUAUCACCUGUUCCAGGAGUUGGCCCAGGCCUCCACGGUUCUCACUACAGCCAGCGGGGAUUCAAGAGUGUAUUAUCGUGAUCACAGUGUCGAUGGUAGAGCAGCAUUGCAGAAACGUAUAAUGGCUCUCCUUCGAAAGAUUGACCACUCUGGAAAUGGAGUUCAGCCUGCAUGGGAAGAAACUUUCCGCAACUGGGAAAGCUCUACUAAGGUGUUAACUUCGUAUCCGAAGGCCAAGUUAGAGGACGGGCAAGUGGAACCUUUCCACAGAUCUGUUGGUAAACGAAGAGCUUCUCACCAGAACUCUGAACAUGAACUAGAGGACCAGAUCAGUGAGUGGGCCAACAUGACAGGGUUCCUCUGUGCACUGGGUGGUGUGUGUCUGCAGCGGCGCUCACCAUGUCGACCCACCGAGCGCAAGUGUCCCGUGCUGCCGAGUGCCACCCAGGAGGUGCAAUACUGCCCAGUCACUCAAUUCGUGGGACAGCUGCUCCGUCUGCUCGUCUGCUGCAAUGAGAAGUUAGGGGCUCAGAUUCAGAAGCAUGUCAAGGAGUUGGUUGGCCAUGAGAUGUCUCCAGCUUUGUAUCCCAUUUUGUUUGAUCAGAUCAAAACAAUCGUUGAGAAGUUUUUUGACCAACAAGGACAGGUGAUAGUGACUGACAUCAACACUCAGUUUAUUGAACAUAUAAUUUUCAUCAUGAAGAACGUGUUAGACAGCAAGACAGAACAGCCCUCAGAACACCUUGGAGCUACGAGCAUUGAAGGGAUGAUGCUAGCUAUUGUCAGAUAUGUGCGACACCUAGAUAUGACAGUGCACGCUAUACACAUCAAGACAAAGCUGUGUCAACUGGUGGAGGCAAUGAUGAUGCGGAGAGACGACUUAGCAUUCCGGCAAGAGAUGAAGUUCCGCAACAAGCUGGUGGAAUAUCUGACUGAUUGGGUGAUGGGAACCUCACACCAGAUCGCACCACCUAGCUCUGGGGAUGUCAGUUCCAUCACCAGAGACCUAGACCAAGCAUGUAUGGAGGCUGUGGCGGCAUUACUCAGAGGACUGCCAUUACAACCCGAGGAGUCAGAUAGAGGAGACUUGAUGGAAGCAAAGAGCCAACUCUUUCUCAAAUAUUUCACUCUAUUCAUGAACCUGCUGAACGACUGUACCGAUGUGACGACUGAUAUAGAGGGGAAGGACACUGGGCGACAGAGGCUGAAUGCAAGCAAGCUCAACACCCUCAGGAAUGCAACUAUCCAAGCCAUGUCUAACCUGCUGUCAGCCAAUAUAGACAGUGGUCUUAUGCACUCCAUAGACCUGGGCUACAACCCGGAUCUCCAGACCAGAGCUGCGUUCAUGGAGGUGUUAACUAAGAUCCUGCAACAGGGGACCGAGUUCGACACUCUGGCAGAGACCGUGCUGGCUGACCGCUUUGAGCAGUUGGUACAACUAGUCACCAUGAUCAGUGACAAAGGAGAGCUGCCAAUCGCAAUGGCGUUGGCCAAUGUGGUCACCACGUCACAGAUGGACGAACUGGCCCGAGUGUUUGUCACACUGUUUGACGCCAAGCACCUGCUCUCACCUCUCCUCUGGAACAUGUUCUACCGGGAGGUGGAGGUGUCCGACUGCAUGCAAACACUCUUCCGGGGUAACUCACUCGGCUCCAAGAUCAUGGCCUUCUGCUUCAAGAUCUAUGGCGCUUGUUACUUGCAGAGUCUGCUGGAGCCCUUGGUCAGGCCUCUCAUUGAAGACCAGGCUCCCAGUUUGGAGGUGGAUCCGGCCAGAUUGGGAACUGGAGAAGACAUUGAAGAAAAUAGAAGAAAUCUAAUAGCGCUCACACAAAAAGUGUUUGAUGCUAUCGUAUCAUCAGCAGACAAAUUUCCACCUCAGCUUCGCAGUAUGUGCCACUGCUUGUACCAAGUACUCAGCAAGCGCUUUCCACAGGUUCCACAGAACAAUAUUGGAGCUGUCGGAACUGUUAUAUUUCUCCGUUUUAUCAACCCAGCAAUAGUAUCGCCCCAGGAGAUGGGAAUUGUGGGGAAGGUGGUUCCCCAACCAGUGAAGCGAGGUUUAAUGCUGAUGUCAAAAAUACUUCAAAACAUAGCAAACCACGUGGAGUUCAGCAAGGAACAACACAUGAUACCAUUCAAUGACUUCCUUAGAGCUCACUUUGAAGUAGGACGAAGAUUUUUCAUCCAAAUAGCAUCAGAUUGUGAGACGGAGGACCAAGGUUCCCAUUCAAUGUCAUUCAUCAGCGAUGCCAACGUUCUGGCUUUGCAUCGACUGCUCUGGAACCAUCAGGAGCGCAUCGGAGACUACCUGAGCAGCAGUCGGGACCACAAGGCUGUGGGGCGUAGGCCCUUCGACAAGAUGGCGACACUGUUGGCAUAUCUCGGACCUCCGGAGCACAAGCCGGUGGACUCACACCUGCUGUUCUCGUCUUACGCACGAUGGAGCUCCAUUGACAUGUCCAGCACCAACUUUGAGGAGAUCAUGGUGAAACAUAACAUGCAUGAGAAGGAGGAGUUCAAGAGCAUCAAGUCACUGAACAUAUUCUACCAAGCAGGCACGUCCAAGGCGGGUCACCCUGUUUUCUAUUACAUUGCCCGAAGAUACAAGUGA